AUGGAUACGCCGAACCAUUCACUUGGUUUGGACCAAGAAGAAAUGAACCUUGAUUGUGGGGAGGUAUGUAUUCGUUGUGUACCCAGAAGUAUUGAGUUAACCGAAAAUCAAGUGAAACUAGUUGGCUCUAAGCAUGUAAUCACUCAUCUGCUUGAUUAUAAGUCAUGGCAAAAACAAGCCUUGUUUGUUGGAAGCAUUAAAGUAGAGACAACAAAUAAUAAUCGUUUAAGUCUACAAGGAAUUAAAAAAACACUUGAUGAAAAUAACGUUCAUAGUUCAGUGGAUAUAGUAGUGAUACGGUUAAAAAUAUACUCUUUUGUACCAGAAAAAGAACAGGAAUUAAUAAUUGAUAUGAUUAAUAAAAAAGUAAUUGAGUUGCAGAACAUUAACCGCCAGUCAAAACAACAAAUUACUACUACUAUCCAACUUCCACAACUUAAAAUAAGUAAUGAGCAAUUUGGUCAGCAACUGGCUCACUAUGGUAAUCAUUAUUUUCAAGGCUCUCCUGUUUGUAAAAGAAGUGGUUUGGAGGAAUAUUACGUGCAAAGUGAUAAUCAAUGA
Messenger RNA from Ambispora gerdemannii, 561 nucleotides. NCBI's taxonomy places the organism in Eukaryota, Fungi, Glomeromycota, Glomeromycetes, Archaeosporales, Ambisporaceae. The record is from the annotation of a GenBank genome assembly.